AUGUUGUUACAUCGUGCUACAAAAUGCAGAUCUAUCUCAAUGAUCUCUAUAAAGAGAUCAUUGACUCAAUUAUCUAAUGUAAAAGUUCCACCAACAAUUAAUAACGAACCAACAAAAACUUUCUCAAAUACUCAAGAGAGUGCUAAAGAUUGGGAUUUGUUAAGAGCUUCAUUACUUAAAUUUAAUAAUGCAGCUUUAGAGAUUCCUUUAGUUAUUAAUGGUCGUAGAGUUUACGCAAAUGAUGAAGGCUCUACACGUACUACAACAAAACAUGUUAAUCCAUCAAACCAUAAACAAAUUUUAGCUAAUAUUACACAAGCUAAUGGCCAAGAUAUUAAAGAUGCAAUUGAAACAUCUAAAAUAGCAAAGAAAAAAUGGUAUUCUUUACCAUUUUAUGAUAGAGCCGCUGUAUUCUUAAAAGCCGCUGAUUUAAUUUCAACUAAAUAUCGUUAUGAUAUGCUAGCUGCUUGCAUGUUAGGUCAAGGUAAAAAUGUUUAUCAAGCAGAAAUUGAUUGUAUUGCAGAAUUAUGUGAUUUCUUUAGGUUUAAUGUAAAAUACGCAUCUGAAUUAUAUUCUCAACAACCAACUAAUGGUACAAAAGGUAUUUGGAAUACAGUAGAAUAUAGACCUCUAGAAGGUUUUGUUUAUGCAGUUUCACCUUUUAAUUUUACUGCUAUCGCAGCCAAUUUAGUUGGAGCUCCUGCGCUAAUGGGUAAUACUGUCUUAUGGAAACCUUCUCAAUAUGCAGCUUUAUCAAAUUAUUUAUUAUAUACUGUAUUAGAAGAAGCUGGUUUACCAAAUGGUGUUAUUAAUUUUAUUCCAGGUGAUCCUGAAUUUAUUACUAAUGAAUUAAUUAAAGAUCCACAUUUUAAUGCUUUACACUAUACUGGUUCAACUCAAAUAUUUAAAUCAUUAUAUUCAAAGAUUCAAAAUAAAUUAGUCGAUGGUACUUAUAGAGAUUAUCCAAGAAUUGUUGGUGAAACAGGUGGUAAAAAUUUCCAUUUAGUUCAUAAUUCAGCAAAUUUACCAAACGCUAUUUUUAAUACAAUUAGAGGUGCAUUUGAAUAUCAAGGUCAAAAAUGUUCUGCAACAUCUCGUCUAUAUUUACCUGAAUCAAAGAGUACUGAAUUUUUAAAUGAUAUGGUUGGCACAUUAAGUGAGGAAGAUUCAAAAUUUGCUCCAAAAAAUAUUGCCGCUAGUGCAAUCAGUGGAGGUGAUUUACAAGGUUUCACAGGUCCAGUUAUUCACGAGGGAAGUUUUAAUAAAUUAGCUAAGGUAAUUGAUGAAGCUAAAAAUGAUCCAGAUUUAGAAAUUAUUUAUGGUGGUACUUAUGAUAAGACUGAUGGUUAUUUCAUUCAUCCAACUAUUAUAAAAUGUAAAGAUCCAAAUCAUAAAUUCUUAAAGACAGAAUUUUUUGGUCCUAUUCUUACCGUUUACGAAUAUCCUGAUGAAAGAUUUGUCGACAUGUGUAAAACUAUUGAUGAAACAGGUAAUUACGGUUUGACUGGUGCUAUUUUUGCCAAGGAUAGAAGUGCUAUUCAAGUAGCAAAUGAUAUCUUAAGAUACAGUGCUGGUAAUUUCUAUAUUAAUGAUAAAUGUACCGCUGCUGUAGUGGCACAACAAUGGUUCGGCGGUGCAAGAAUGAGUGGUACUAAUGACAAAGCAGGCAGUGGUAACAUCUUAAGCAGAUUCGUUAGUAUGAGAAACACAAAAGAAAAUUUUUACGAUAUCACUGGUUAUAAAUAUCCUUCUAAUUACGAUUAA
Maudiozyma saulgeensis is the source of this 1764-nucleotide messenger RNA. Lineage: Eukaryota; Fungi; Ascomycota; Saccharomycetes; Saccharomycetales; Saccharomycetaceae. The record is from the annotation of a GenBank genome assembly.